UGAGGGGCCGUGCGGGAGGGGAGGCGGGCCCGGGCCGUGCGGGAAGGCGGUGCCCGCCACAGCCUAGCGCUGGUGGGGUUACACGGCCCCGGUGCCGCCUCAACGGAGCGGGCCGGGCCGCGGGCAGGGCAGGUCUGCCAGGAUAGUGGGAAACAUCCCUUGUGUCACAGGGACCUCUCCAGAUGGCCCAGGAGGCUUUAGCAUCUUGGCGUGUCCUGUGAGGCGCCUUAUCUCGUAUCUCCCUGCCAUCAAUGUCUCACUUUAAAAAUCAUGGAGCUGGGAAAGGCAAAGCUUCUGCGAACCGGCCUCAAUGCCUUAUGCCAAGCAAUCCACCCUGUGCACGGGCUUGCCUGGACAGAUGGGAAGCAGGUGAUCUUGACUGCAUUACACCUUCAAAACGGAGAGCCCAAAUUUGGUGACUCGAGCAUUUUUGGUCAGUUUGAGCACGUCCACGGGCUGUACUGGGGCCCAUGUCCCCCCGAGGCCCCGGCCCUGCUCACGGUGCAGCACAAGAAGCACAUCACCAUUUGGCAGCUCUGCUUCAACGGCGCCGACAGGAGCAACCUCCUGGUGUCUCAGAUCUGCGACAUCAGCGAGCCGCACCCCGUGCUGCCCCAGGGCUGUGUGUGGCACCCCAGCAAGGAGGUCUUGGCCGUGCUGACCACCCGGGACGCCUCCGUCUUACCCUCCGUCCACCUCAACAACUCCAGAAUUAGUGCAGAGAUCAAAGGCAGCGGCCUCAUCCACUGUGCCUGUUGGACCAAGGAAGGCAACCGCCUGGUUGUGGGAGUGGGCAGUGCCCUUCACUCCUACAUUUGGGAUGAUGCUCAGAAAACACUGAGUGCUUGUUCUUUCUGCCCAAUCUUUGAUGUGGGAGGCUACAUCUGUGCCGUGGAGGCGACGCAGAAUUUCCAAGUCGCCGUUGCCACUGAGCUCCCUCUAGACAAGAUCUGUGGCUUAAAUGCUGGUGUUGCAUUUGAAGUUCCAUCAAGUGUUGAAACCGAGUCCUUCCCCUCUCAGUCCAGCUUGUGCGGAGAGGAGGAGUAUUCCAUGGAUGGGGGGAAGAAGUCGCUGGACUCUGAGAAGUCCUUGUCUGUAGUGACAUCUCCUGUGGAUCUCACUCACAUACUUUCUAGCAAGCAGGGUGCUGAUUCCAGCCCUCUCCUUCACCUGAGGCCCAAGGACUACCUGACGGGAAGUGGCCAAGAUUCUUCACACCUCAUCUUGGUGACUUUUGAAAGAAAGGUUACCUCUACCAAAAAAGCGAGCAUCCCGGGCAUUCUGGUUCCUGACAUAAUGGCUUUUGACCCCAAAACUCAAACUGUAUCGGUUGCCUCCAAUACUUGUAAUGUUAUUUUAGUCUAUUCACUGACUUCAUCCAAUUUACCCAAUAUUCAGCAAAUUCAACUAGAGAAAAGUGAGAAACCAAAGGGUUUGUGCUUCUUGACCAAUAAACUGUUACUGAUAAUGGUUGGAAGCCAAAAAUUCAGUGACCCUGCGUUUCUUCCCUCUUCAAGGUCAGACAAAUACAUGAUCCGUUUGAUAAUUAAGAAACUGAUAUUUGAAAUGGGUCCUUCAACAUUUCCAUCAGUUAAUGGCAGUUCCAGUUUGAACCUUUCCAACAUUCCUCGUGAUCCCUCUAGAGACGUUCACCCCCUAAGCCGUGGGCUCCUGAUACCGGAUCGCUCUGCCCUGCAGUCCCCUACGAGCCGAAGGAAACUCAUUGAAGAAAUCAAGAGUCCUACUUAUGAACAAAACCUUGCGUUGAACGUGAGCGACUUCAAAGACAAAAAGAUUCCCUUGAACUUACCACCAGCUGUUGAGAUUUUGGAUGCUGAACCAGUCAAUCGGACCGUGGCACUGUCUGCUGCAUCAAACAAGCCAACGUCUCCAAAAAGGCAGGCAGAGGCAGCUUCCAAAAUACCCAAUUCUUACAAGAAUAACCUGUUCACUGAAAAGGAGGCAAGUUACUUCUUGAGAAAUGUAGAAAAACUGUCUGGUAACUUCACAGAAUUGCAGCAGCACCUCUGUGAAUUAACUGAGCUGCUAAAAUCUGGGAAGAGAAGUCUUCCAGUGUAUCCAUCUUCUCAGGAACCCUCUUUUAUUAACAUCACCUGCCAGGUAAUUUUAAUAUUGGAAGCCAUAGUGAUGAAAUCUGUUUAUGGCUGUAUGUUCUUCGUAAUGCUCAAAUGUUUACGUGUGCUCACAGGUUCCUCUUGGAUCGUUCUCACAGCGGACAGCGAGGGCUUUGUCCCGCUGACGUGCAUAAGAGAUGCCAGUGCAAAGGGCUACAGUGCCCGUUCUUCCAAAACUUUGGACAUCAUCAGCUCCACACAAGGGUGCAGAUCCGCUCCUUCUGAAAGCCUGGAUAUCACUUCGGAAGUCCUCAGGGACUGCUCUUCCAAGACCUUGGACAGCGGCAGCCCCUCGGAGCAGCCGGGCAAUAAAGUGUAGUUUUUGGCAGUGAUUUUGUGAUGCCUGUCUGAUGAUGGGGGGGCUUUUACAUUUACUGUGUAGGACUGUGGGUUCUCAACAGCAGUCUCACAUCUCUGUUGGAUUUCUGUAAUUUUUUUUUUACUUUGUAAAUUAUUUAUUUGAUCCUUGGAAACAUUCACUUUUUUUUUUUAUACUGAGCAGUGUUUUUUAACUAUGCCUCUUGCAGUACAGACCAGCUCUUUUGAAAAUGCCCAUUCUUACUACAAAUUUCUGAGCUCAACUUUCCAUCUUGGUCUUUAAUACAGUGGUGUUUUUAGACAAUAGGAAACUUGGAUAAUAAAGAAAUCCUUGAAAAUGC
Lepidothrix coronata (blue-crowned manakin) is the source of this 2794-nucleotide messenger RNA. Its product is annotated as WD repeat and coiled-coil-containing protein-like. The record is from RefSeq and is a predicted model, not a curated record. Lineage: Eukaryota; Metazoa; Chordata; Aves; Passeriformes; Pipridae. Gene Ontology annotation, molecular function: kinase binding.